Helianthus annuus (common sunflower) is the source of this 1767-nucleotide messenger RNA. RefSeq lists its product as uncharacterized. Gene Ontology annotation, molecular function: zinc ion binding. The transcript is spliced from 2 exons. Bases 1 to 1767 code for a protein of 588 amino acids. The record is from RefSeq and is a predicted model, not a curated record. NCBI's taxonomy places the organism in Eukaryota, Viridiplantae, Streptophyta, Magnoliopsida, Asterales, Asteraceae.
AUGAAACUUGAAUUGGGUAAAAAAUGUUUGAUAGAACGAUUUGAGUUUAAAGUUGAUAGAUCGUCUAAAUCACGGUACGAAGUGUCAUGUUGUGUUGAUGGUUGUGAGUGGCGUUUUAGGGCAUACAGCUUUGCUGGUGAUAGCGCAUUUUACGUUAAAUAUUUUAACGAUAAACACACUUGUUCAAAGACGCUCACACACCCACAUUUUCGUCAGGCAAACCCCCAAGUUGUGGGUCAUUAUUUAGUGCCUCAAUUAAAAGACGGUGGUCGAAUUUAUCGCGGAAACGAGAUAAAGUCCGAUUUUAAACAAAAUUUAGGAAUUGAUAUUAGUUACAUGCAAGCAUGGCGUGGAAAAUGUCAUGCUUUAGAACUCUUGCAAGGUACAAGCAGAGAUUCUUUUGCCGAACUCCCAAUCUAUUGUUACAAUUUGGAGCGGGCGAAUCCGGGAACCGUGACUCACAUUUGGGUUGACGACGAGAGUCGGUUUGAAAUGGUAUUUGUGGCUAUUGGUGCAGCGGUUCGUAGUUUUAUGCGUAAUUUAAGACCUGUUAUUAUUAUAGACGCUGCCCAUUUGAAGGGUGAAUUUAAAGGAACAUUGUUUUUAGCAGUUGGCAUGGACGGAAAUAACCAGAUUUUACCAAUUGCCUAUGGAAUAGGCAAAUCAGAGGAUGGUGCUUCUUGGACAUGGUUCCUCUCAAUGCUUAAAGGUUGUGUUGGUGAAAUUCCAGAUAUGGCGGUCAUAUCGGAUAGGGCCAAUUCAAUACAUUUAGCUGUAAGCAACGUGUUUCCACAUGCUUAUCAUGGUCUCUGCUGUCGACAUUUAAUGGUGAACUUAAGUUUACCGUCGAAUAAAAAAAAGGAAUACGAGAGCCUCUGGUGGAAGACCUGUAAAUCUUACCGGUUGUCUGAUUUUAAUGAGUCUUUCCACACUCUAUGUCUUGCAGUUCCUAGAAUACGGAACACUUUAAUAAGUAUCGGGUUUGGACGGUGGGCAAGAGCGCAUUGUCCCGGCAAUCGAUAUCAUUAUAUGACAUCUAACAGUGCAGAGUCAAUUAACGCUUUGUCUAAAGACUAUCGUAAAUUGCCAGUAACCCAACUUAUUGAAUUUUUCCGUCAAUCUGUUCAAAAAUGGUUCUAUGAUCGUCGGCUGGAGGGAAUUAAGGAAAGACAUGAGCUUACCCAGUGGGCUCAAAAAAAAAUUGCAAAGAAAAUUGAUGGGUCUAGAACUUGGACUGCCGCUGGUGUAGGGUUGAACACUUUUGAUGUUGACGACAGGAAAAAACGUGGUUUUGUAAAUUUUUACGAUCGAACAUGUAGUUGCCGUGUUUGGCAAGUUUCUGGACUACCCUGUGGGCACGUGAUUGUUGUAUCCAAAUUCUUAGGUGAAACUGACUGCAGUCAUUAUGCUUUCCGAUGUUAUUCCAAUGAAGUGUAUAAAAAAACAUACGAGGAAGCGAUUAAUCCUCUUCCUCAUAAAUCUGAAUGGGAGAUACCAGAAGGUCUUAUAAAUGUUCGCCCCCCGCAUAUGACAAAACGUCAGUCGGGCCGUCCGCGAGCAAACAACAGAAUCUUGUCUCGAGGGGAAGAACCCACGCCUCUAUAUUGUGGUAGGUGUAAGUCACACGGACACCAUCGUGACGUUUGUUCAGCCCCAAUCCCAUCGCAACAACGUUCGCGUAAAGGCAAGGAAACCGUUGCUCACGAAGACCCAGGAAAUAAUCCGUCUGAUAAUUAUUUUCCGUCUUAUAACUUGGGAGAUUUUUAG